AUGCGUUAUUGCAUACCAUGUAUUCUAAAUCCUCAAAUUCCUACUUAUUUCACCAACAGAGCCUUAUGUUAUUUGAAAUUACAUCAGUGGGAACUUGCAUGUCAAGACUGUAGGAGAGCUUUAGAGCUUGAUAGUUCGUCAAUCAAAGGUCAUUUUUUCUAUGGUCAAGCUUUAUUAGAAUUGGAAAGUUUUGACGAGGCUAUAAAAUAUCUUCAGAGAGCUAGUGAUUUAGCAAAAGAUCAAAAAUUAAAUUUUGGUGAUGAUAUUGCUAGUGAAUUAAGGAUAGCUAAAAAGAAACGAUGGACUGUUCAAGAAGAUAAAAGAAUUGGUCAAGAAAUUGAAUUACAGUCCUACCUAAAUAAAUUGAUCCUUGAAGACAAAGAAAGGGAGAUGGCAGAAUUACAAGAUUUGGGAAUAAGGAAUCAAGCUGAAAUAGCUAAACUCACUGAUAAAUAUGAUCGUUACCAGAGAGAAUUGAACAGUAUGUUUGAUAAAUUAGAUGAAAGAAGAGUGAAAACUGCUGGUGCAGUUUUUAUCAAGCUUGGAACUUUGGCAUAAUUUGAUGUGUGAGAC
This is a messenger RNA of Stegodyphus dumicola, 573 nucleotides long. RefSeq names its product STIP1 homology and U-box containing protein 1 (gene STUB1). Gene Ontology annotation, biological process: proteasome-mediated ubiquitin-dependent protein catabolic process; positive regulation of proteolysis; protein polyubiquitination. Gene Ontology annotation, cellular component: cytoplasm; Z disc. The record is from RefSeq and is a predicted model, not a curated record. Gene Ontology annotation, molecular function: ubiquitin protein ligase activity; protein-folding chaperone binding. Lineage: Eukaryota; Metazoa; Arthropoda; Arachnida; Araneae; Eresidae.